Messenger RNA from Carassius gibelio (silver crucian carp), 2721 nucleotides. RefSeq names its product sialoadhesin. Gene Ontology annotation, biological process: cell surface receptor signaling pathway. The transcript has 12 exons. The record is from RefSeq and is a predicted model, not a curated record. Gene Ontology annotation, molecular function: transmembrane signaling receptor activity. Bases 778 to 2349 code for a protein of 523 amino acids. Lineage: Eukaryota; Metazoa; Chordata; Actinopteri; Cypriniformes; Cyprinidae.
ACAGAGUUGUGAAAAAAAUAAUAGUGUUAAUAGUUUGAUAUUUUUUUUUUAAAAAAUGUCAUGUUGAUGACAUUGAAUUUUAGUGUUUCAGCAACUGAGAAAACUGUGAUAAGAAUAGAGAUUUACAAAACUUCUCAAGUAAUUAAAAUUUAUAUGUACAUUUAGUUUUACUAACAUUUCUCAUUCUGCAAGAAGUGCUAACAAAACAAGAUCUGAAAACCACUGAUAUGAUCUUCUCUUCACACUGCAUGAGCUCUAUUUGGUAUCACAGCACCAUCAACUAGAAAUUCUUAGUAAUGCAAGCUUCCUCUUUCACACCAUUCUCUCUUAAAUAUUGAUGCAUGUCUGAUGUUGGCUGUUUCUUUCUAAAAAUACUUUAGAAUUUCCUGCGUACUUUAUUUUUUCCUGCGUACCUAACUAGCAUUAUACCAGGCCACAAAAUGCUGGACUAUUGGUAGUUCCUACGAUAGCAAAGUCCACUUAAGGAGGUAGAGCUUUUUCACAUUUGGCUCUCAAACUCUGGAAAAGCCUUCCUGAUAAUGUUCGGGGUUCAGACACACUCUCUCAGUUUGAAUCUAGAUUAAAAACACAUCUCUUUCACCAAGCAUUCGAAUAAUGCAUCUCAUAAAUUGUGACUGCAGUUGUAUCUGAUCAACUGCGCAUUAUUAUUCUUUAACUUGUUUUAAACUGUUUCUAAAGAUCUGAGUGCAGGUUUCAGGAAGUCUUGAGUCUUUAACACAGUCUGUGUCUUUAACCGUCUGUCAUCAUUCAGUCAGUAUGGAGCUCUGUCAACUUCCUCCUGUGCUCUUGCUGAUUUCAAUCAUCUAUUCUGGACAAACUGAAGAAACACCAAAACCCACAGUGACCAUCAAACCUGCUCAACAUGUGUUCAGAGGAGAGACAGUCACUCUCAGAUGUGACAUAAAUGCUGAAGGAGUCACUCGCUGGCAGUACAGCUGGUUUAAAGACGGUUCAGACAAAUCUUUCAGUGAACUACAGGAACACACAUUCAGUUUUGUUACUAAGUCUGACGCAGGUAAUUACUCCUGUAAAGGAUCAGCGAGAGGAGGAUCACGGACAUCACACCGCAGUGAAGAAGUUACACUGACAGUAUCAGUUUCAGGGUUCAGUGCAGUUUUAAGUGUUUCUCCUCAGUCGUGGUUGACUGAAGGAGAUCCAGUGACUCUGAUCUGUGAGGUUAAAGGCUCCUCUACAGGCUGGACAUUCAGCUGGUUCACCGGAACUGUAGUAUCAGACUACAGAUAUCGUUAUGAGCUGCUCUCAGACAGCAGCAGAGGAGCUGGAGGAAAAUACACUGUCAGUUCUGCUGCUCUAAAACACACAGGAGUUUAUGUGUGCAGAGCAAAGAGAGGAGAACCAGUCUAUAACACAACCAUCAGCAACACACAGUUACUAUGGGUCACUGGUGUUUCUCCUCCAGUCUCUCUGAUGGUCAGUCCCAGGAGAACUCAACACUUCACAGAUGUCUCUCUCUCUCUGAGCUGUGAGGACCAGAAUAACUCUUCUGGAUGGACAGUGAGAAGAUACACAGACAGAUGGGGGCUGAAAUACUGUUCAUCAUCCUUACGUCGAGGAUCACAAACAGGAUCUACUUGUACAAUCAGAAAAACCAUCACAAAUGACACUGGGGUGUACUGGUGUGAGUCUGAAUCUGGAGAGAAAAGUAUUCCUGUUAAUAUCACUGUACACUCUGGUGUGAUUCUGGAGAGUCCUGUUCAUCCUGUGACUGAAGGAGAAACUCUGAUUCUAAGCUGUUUAGAUCAAAAUACAUCCUCACCAAACCUCAGAGCUGAAUUCUAUAAAGAUGGGUCACUCAUUCAGAAUCAAACUACAGAGAUGAUCAUCUCUACUGUCUCAAAGUCAGACGAGGGUUUCCACUCCUGCAAACUCCCAGAGAGAGGAGAGUCUCCCAAGAGCUGGAUCUCAGUCACAGUUUCUUCCAGAAGAUCAGGAUUUGAUGUUCUCAGUUCAGUUGGAGUUACUGCUGGACUCAUAUUUUUCAUCAUUGUCUUCUUGGUCUUUAUGUGGCGCUACAGAAACUGCAAAGGUGGAAGAUCUGGGUCUCUCUCUCGUGUCAGUCAACAGAAGAACAGCAGUCAGACAUCAGAGCAGAACCAGAGUGAAGUGGGAAAUAACACACUCAUGUCUGACAUUGUAAGUGGAACUACAGACGUCACCUAUGCUGAAAUUGAACACAAACCUACAAAGAAACAGAAAGAAAACAAAGGUAAAACCAGUGAAAGUUCUGACACUGUUUACUCUAAACUGAACCUGGAGACCCAUCAAGAUGCUGGAUCUAGUGAUGUGACAUAUGCUCAGAUUAAAUAAAUGGCUGGAGCAGAAACUUUCAAUCCCAGGACGCUGAUGAGUAUAGGCUGAGAAGAGCAGGAGAAUGACCAGGAUCAUCAAUUCUUAUCUUCUUUGUGAAGCUGAAGACUUGAUAGCAAUAGAUUUAGCAGUAUUUAACAUCAGUGAUUAUUUAACCCUAACCUAACCACUUGGGUGGUGCUGCAGUGUAAUUAGCAUGUAAUUUACUCAUUAACUGGGAGAGAAAGUUUGUGUGUGUGUGUGUGUGUGUGAAAAUUUGAGUUUCUCUUUUGUUAUUCUUGAUCUUUUUUUUUUUUUUAGGGUUUUCAUGGUCAUGUAAACUUCAGGAAAUUUUUAAAUUGUGCUUUCCAAGUGUGGACAAAUUAUGGAUAU